This is a messenger RNA of Trichobilharzia regenti, 4351 nucleotides long. The record is from the annotation of a GenBank genome assembly. Lineage: Eukaryota; Metazoa; Platyhelminthes; Trematoda; Strigeidida; Schistosomatidae.
GGUCACUUACCGCGGUCUAUUUGUGGGUCUACUUUUCCAUUUGAGUCCGAAAGACGUUUGUACACCACGACGCAUUUAUAUCGAUACAUUGAGUCUUUUCUUGUAUAAUAGACUUUUGACUGAAGAUUUCGUAACUCUUCGCUGUAUUUCACCAGAAAUCUAUUCUCUGGUGUGUGAAAUUUAGUUUCUUGACCACGCGGUCAUCGUCGAAAACUUCUAACCUGUCAAAGUUAUGUCAGUUCCAUUAACGAAAGAGGAAUUAGAUCUCUACAGUGACAUCGGUUGCAAGGGAUAAUGCAGACCACAGGGGUUCACUAUCUGAAGCUAGCACAAAUAAAAUCUUUUUGUGGCGGAAUUUCGGGAGUUUUUGGUUUUGGCAGUAUUUAGGGGAGAAGUGCUGAAAUCCCCCAAAAUUCUUUUAUUUUGGUAGGCACCACUAAUCACGACUCAGUCAAUAACUGGAGGUAUAGGUUCACCAGUAGACUAGAAACCUAGGUGGUGAUUCUAAAAAAAACUAAUGUAUAUUGCGUUUUCAAAACUCGGCUCUCCAUGUUUUCAUCCGUAACUGACCUCGUCUAUUCUCAUGCGUGGGCCUGAAGUGGUUUAUACGUUUUCUACCUAUUAAUAAAUGAUUCCUGUCACUUUUGUGUUUUGUCGUGACUGCUUUACGUAGUUGUUUUCAGGUGGAAAUAAUUUUUUUCUGCAUGUGCAUGUAACAUGUAAAUAAUAUGGAGCAUUUUUACUCUGUGAAUAUAGUUCACAUGCUUUGCUUAUUUGUUUUCGUAUGAUUAAACUAAAAAUUUGUAACUAUCACAAAUAUGUAGUUGUAAUAUGUUGACGUGGAUUCGCUUGUUUUCAUGGAUUAAGAAACUAGAUUUUGCUCCUGUAGUUUUAAAAUGAACCGAAGGCAUAUGAGCUAUUAUUAGACCAUUCAGAGAAUAGACAUUCAUUACUAAACAAGACUUGUUCGUGCCAACCGUUUCACACUGGCUUUAAUGCUCGAACGCAAACAGAAAAUAGCUCAAGUUGUGUCUGAAUUAAUAAGAAGUUCUUGAAUAUAUAAUGGCAGCUGCAUCUCUAUAGAAAUGGUUGAAGCAUAAUGGCGAUUUGUUUUUUUAUUGUUUCCAUCACCUGGAAAACAAUUUUCUGAGUACAGUGAAGAAUAGUCGCUUUCAGUAUACGGUCUUGUGCCAUCCAUCAACAUGGUACUAAUUAUCCUUGCCACAAUCGUAGUCCCUAAGUACAUGAGCAAAUUUACGUGUUCUUUGUUGGGUGAAUGUUUCUUUUAGAUGUCUAGUCUCACUAUCACUGCGAUACAGCCAGUCGGCUUAUACUCAGCUUAACUGUUCUAAUUUCUAUGGCUAUAUAACAAGCCCUUUUGACAUGAAAGUACUUAAAGAAACUUAUUCGAGUCGCUGAGAAAUAGCAGUUUAGGCUGAUUGAGGAGCUGCUUUUGUAAGUCUGUGGUCAAUAAGACUGUAAUCAACAGAGAGGUCACUGGCUUGUCAACAGUUCAGCUGGUCUCCAACUAAUUAAUUGCCUGCUGGUCGACUGCAGUGUGAAAAAGUAAUCAAAUGUCUCUAGUAGUUGAUGAGCAUUGGGAAGAUCAGAACACUCGUCGCUGAUCACUCUCAGCAAAUCACUCAACUUCAAUUUACUUGACGUUGUAAGAAAUUGUGAUAUUAGCUGUUAAUCUGUUACAAAGCGGGCCAUAGGUCCUGAUGCAUUGAAAAACCGGACAAGCUUUCAUACAGUAAAUUAGUUAUCGUCUAGUUACCUGCCAUAGUAAUAUUAUUUUGCUAUGGUUCGUGUCAUUUACUGCUAUCUAUAUAACUAUUACAAAGUCAAUAAAGCUUCUUUUCUACAAGUGAUAAUCUCUGAAAUGGUCUAUUGAAAAUAUUUUCACACGUAUAAUUACUUCGUCCUAUUUGUAGGUUUAUUUCCAUCGGCUUCAGUCUAUCUUCCGGCCAGCAGCACGUUACUUUCGUUCUGUUAGUUUAUUGAAAACAUCAAAGCAACCUGUUCUUUCCCGUAGUAUGGACUUCUAUGUAAUUGUCCCACCUCCUGUUCACUGUCUUGACGUAACCGAAGCAUUUCGUUCACUUAGUAAAGGUGAAAAAGAUUAUGUCUUCAGUUGCACACAAGCAUCAUGGGUUGGUGGUCUAAUUGGUUUAAUUCAAACAUCUCCAGAAUCUGCUGGAAUAUUCCUAUUUAUUUAUCGAUUCUUCAAGUCUCAAGAUGUGCAUUCAUUCACUGAAGAAGCGAAAAAGAAGAACUUUUCUGAGGAGGAGAUAAACUACUUACUAUCAUACUUUGCAUCAGUUCUAGGCAACUUUGGGAAUUACUUGUCUUUUGGAGAUACCAAAUUCGUUCCACCUAUUAGUUUGAGUAGAGUAACAGAGCUUCUAUCAGUGAAUAGCGCAUUUUCUAAUCCGGAGACAGGUCUCAAAGCUUUGUGGGAAGAAGUAGCUCCUGCAUUGUAUUCAUUAAGCUCCCGUCGUUUACGCCUUGGAUUCGGUCCAACUGAAAUAACAACUUACUACUCCGCAAACUGUACUCGUAGUGAUGCUGAGUUAAUUCAAAAGUAUCUGGAAAGUAUAAAAACUGAAGCAUAUAAUACACGACUUUUCAAAAAUGCUGACUCUAAAACAAAAGUUUAUUCUCUUCGGUUUGCGUCAGCUGAGAAAUCCAUCCAACCCGUAUCUUUUGAUGCCCUUCCCUCGGACACAUCUUUGCAGCUUGAAUAUGGUGAUUAUAGUGAGCUGAUGAAGUUACUAGUCGACUGUUGUAAAGAUUCUAAAGCACAUUCACUGAACCAGAUUGAAUCAGAUAUGUGGCAUCAGUAUGCUCAAAGCUUUACUACUGGUUCAGUAACUAGUCACAAAGAUGCUUCCAGGUUAUGGGUCAAAGAUAAGAAUCCUGUCGUUGAAAACUAUAUUGGUUUUAUAGAGUCAUAUCGUGAUCCGUUUGGCGUUCGUGCAGAGUUUGAAUCAUUUGUUGCUGUUGUAAAUAGAUCAAUGUCAACAAAAUUCCAGCGACUUGUAGAUAAUGCUGAGAGGUUGUUAACAAAUUUACCAUGGCCUUCUACAUAUGAAAAAGAUAAAUUUUUACAACCAGACUUUACUAGUUUGGAUGUAGUGACGUUUGCAACUUCAGGGAUUCCUGUUGGAAUUAAUAUUCCUAACUAUGAUGAUGUACGACAAGUUGAUGGAUUUAAAAAUGUUUCUUUGGGCAAUGUACUUAGUGCUCGUUUCAAGGAUCCUAAAUCAGAAUUUCUACGUAAUGAAGAUAAACAAAUGUAUGUGGAACAUGCUGAGAGUUCUUUUGAAUUACAAGUUGGACUUCAUGAACUGUUGGGACAUGGUUCUGGUAAACUGUUUCAGCGUGACUGUGAUGGAAAAUUAAAUUUCGACACAAAAACUACUGAAGAUAUCAUUAAUGGGGGUCCUGUAAAAAGUUGGUAUGAACCAGGAGAAACGUAUGACAGCAAAUUUUCAAGCCUUUCCUCUGCAAUAGAAGAGUGUCGAGCUGAAUGCGUUGGAAUUUAUUUAUCUGAUCUACCUCUUGUUCUGGAACAAUUCGGUUUGAAUACUGACUGUGCUCAAGGCGAUGUUCCAGAUGUAGUCUAUAUCAAUUGGUUGUCAAUGAUUCGUUCCGGUGUAACUUCUAUGGAGUUUUAUACUCCAGCUGAAAAUGCUGGUGACAUUGGUUCAUGGCGUCAAGCGCAUUGUUGUGCUCGUUAUGCAAUUCUACGCGUUUUAAUUGAAGCUGAUGAUUCUAUGGUGCGUAUAGAUGAAGUAGUCGGUGAGGACGGUGCACCUGAUUUGUGUAUUUUCUUUGAUCGUAAAAAGCUUUUAACUGUGGCUCGUCCAGCAAUUGGUGAAUUCCUCAGGAAAUUACAAUAUUACAAAAGUACAGCGAAUGCUAAAGAUGGAUGUGCUUUCUUCCAACACUAUAGUCAACUGCUUCCCCAACAUACGAAAUUGCGUAAAAUUGUAUUAGAUCGUAAAAAACCGCGACCUAUAUUUGUACAACCUGGACUUCGUCAAACCACCAAUGAUGUUGAAUUAAUCACAUAUCCUUCAACUUAUCCGGUGUUAUCCAGUCAUUUAUAGAUCGUUAUAAUGAUUUGCCUUUAGGUCAAAAAGCUCUUGAUGCUUUAGAAAUUGUUUGGCGUAGAGAAAAGCCGUAUUUUGAAGACAUUCCUAUAUAAGUUAUGUAUGUGAAUGGAGCGUUGAACACUUAUAUAUAAGUGAAUUGUUAUUUUUGCUCCUAUUUUUCACACUGCUUAUAUACAAUGUGUGUAUAAGUGUGCUGAUUCGUGUUCUUGAAUAAAUUGUUGAGUUUUGGA